Messenger RNA from Achroia grisella, 1766 nucleotides. It is a transcript of the gene sturkopf, whose product is annotated as lipid droplet-associated hydrolase. Gene Ontology annotation, molecular function: lipase activity. The transcript has 2 exons. Gene Ontology annotation, biological process: lipid storage. Lineage: Eukaryota; Metazoa; Arthropoda; Insecta; Lepidoptera; Pyralidae. Gene Ontology annotation, cellular component: lipid droplet. Bases 138 to 1037 code for a protein of 299 amino acids. The record is from RefSeq and is a predicted model, not a curated record.
GUAAUAUUUUUUAAAUUUUGAAUUGUUUUUGAGGCUUGUUACAAAUCAUUCAGUUUAUUUAUUUUAUAUAUUUAUAUAAUAACUUAGACAAUUCCGAACCUGAAUGUAAUUUAUUUUUUAUUAGAGUGCGCAAAGAAAUGGCUUUUCGAUCAAUUUGUAGAACACUUAACCGCGUUCAAAGUCCUCUUCUAGUGUGGGACAAUAUUUUCGAUUGCAAUGGAACUGAUAUUAUAGUGUGUAUUACGGGUAAUCCAGGAAUAACAGACUUCUAUGUAGAAUUUGGUUCCGAAGUACAUAAAAAUACGGGACUUCCUGUAUGUGUCAUUGGACAAGCUGGACACGAUGAACCUGCGAGCAAACCUGACGGAACAUUACAAAAUGAUGAUAAUUUAUACAAUCUUAAAGGUCAAGUAGCACAAAAGUUAGAUCUUAUUAGUAGCCAUAUAGAUAAAAAAAGUAAAAUACAUUUUAUAGGUCAUUCUAUAGGAGCUUGGUUGAUUAUUGAAUUAUUGGAAAAAAAUCCCCAUUUGACUACUAGAGUUUCAUCUGUGACUUUAUUAUUUCCUACAUUACAAAAAAUGGCAGAAAGUCCAAAUGGAAAACGUAUAUUCAAUUUGGUAAAGACAUAUCGUACACUAAUAAAAUUAUUGCUAACGCUUCUAGAUUAUUUACCACUUUUUGUGAAAACAUUACUAGUGGAUAUAUAUUUAAAAUUGAAUUCACUCCCUUCUCAUUAUAGCGAUAGAAUAUUAAAAUGCAUCAAUCCAAAUACAAUGGAUAAAGUUAUCACUUUAGCGCUAGAUGAAAUGGAAACAGUGACUGUAUUAAAUAAGAGUGCAAUUGACAGGUUUAAACAUUUAACUUGCGUUAUUUACAGUAACAGAGAUGAUUGGGCACCAAUCGAAUAUUUUAAAGAUUUCUUAGAUUUUGAACCAUCUAUUGAAAUGAAAUUAGUAGAUAUUAGUCACGCCUUUGUCCUUAAAUCUUCAAAACGCGUAGCGGAUUUGGUGGUAGACUUUAUUAAAACAAAAAUUUAAUAAACCUACGUAGUAAGGGGAUCGGAAAUGAUUGUUUAAUUAAUAUGUGCAAUUUGAUUUAUUAUAAAUUGUUACCCAUUUAUGUUACAUUACAUGAAAAUUAUAAUAUAGGUGUGUGAUAUAUAUUUAAUAAUCUAAUUUGAAGAAAAUUGAUAACAUAAAAAAUUACAUUUACGUAUAAAUAAUAAAUAUCGUGAAAAUAUUAGGUAAAGGCAUUGACAUAAAAGUAAGUUAUCUCAUUUCGGUUUGGUAUAACAUGGAUAAGAAUAUAUCUUUCGAAAGGGUAAAAUAUUUUAAAUACUUAAGAUCCAGAGGGCCAAAUUCUAUACAUAGUUUGGUCACUUUUAUUGAUAUAGCAUUGUACAUAGGUAUGUAUAUAGCACAGUCGGCGCUGUGCAUUGCAUAGUAAAGCUAAUCCCCAAAACUCGACAAAUAUUUAUUUUCGAAACGAGUCUGAAAUGCUGCUUUAGUAGAUUUAUUUAAAUUUAGCGAUAAGGAAUAAUAAGAGAAUAAAAAAAAGAAGUAAAGAGAAGGCAAUACAUUCCAUUUUUUAAAUUUUAUAAUUAUUCAUUUUAUAAAUGUUUUAAGCCACAAUGUAAAUAUGACGUGCAUAUUGCAUUUAAAUAAGUACAUAAUUUAUGGGUAUUGUAACAGUUUAAUUUAUAUUCUUAAAAAUAUGAGUACUUAUACAUAAUAAAAUUAAUAUAUACAAUUCAGUAAAAAUAAUAA